CGUCUACUAGUCGAGGUUUUAGGAACGACGUUUGCUGUGGUUAUGUGAGAUUGAUAAUUCACAUUCGUGUUAGAUUAAUGGAAAAAAUAUCUCUCCCUAAAUAUGGAAAUUGAUAGACGUAAUUUUCGUGACUUAAGCAAACUGAGAGUUCUACACCUUGAACAUUUCCACAGUCGUAAAUAACCAGUCUUGUGUUACUAUUUACUAUACGAGUGUGUGUGUAUGACGUAUGAAAUUCAAGAAUAAGUUGAUAUGAUAUGCCAUGCCGCCCAGAUUUCUUAAUGUUUAUUACAAAGUUAGACUCUAGUAGAUCACGGCCUUAUCGUAACACGGAGUAAACAAUACAGUCCGUGAACAUCCUUGGGUUUAAAACAUCUUAAAACAGUUGCAGCGUUACAGAGAUAACGGGGAUUUAGUUACUUAUUGACCACAUAAAACAGAUAUUUGCAUUUAAUGAUUGUGAUUCUCUCUUAGCAAUAUGACUGAUGUAGAUAUAUGGAUUGAAAUCGCCAAGGAGUGCAAGUAUCUUCCCGAGAAUGAUCUGAAGAAACUAUGUGAUAUGGUCUGCGAUAUUCUGUUAGAAGAGUCAAAUAUUCAACCAGUAUCAACGCCAGUUACGGUAUGCGGGGAUAUACAUGGGCAGUUCUAUGACUUAGAAGAACUUUUCCGAAAUGGAGGACCUGUUCCAGAGACUAAUUAUAUUUUCAUGGGAGACUUCGUGGAUCGAGGCUACUACAGUUUAGAAACUUUCACAAGACUUCUCACUUUAAAAGCAAAAUGGCCAGACCGUAUUACUUUGCUGAGAGGUAAUCACGAGUCGAGGCAGAUCACCCAAGUAUAUGGUUUUUAUGAUGAGUGCCAGAACAAAUAUGGAAAUCCAAAUGCAUGGCGUUACUGCUGUCGGGUGUUUGAUCUUCUUACAGUUGCAGCGCUCAUAGAUGAGCAGGUUCUGUGUGUUCAUGGUGGACUCUCUCCUGACAUUGUAACAUUGGACCAGAUUCGAAGUAUAGAACGAAAUCAAGAAAUCCCUCAUAAAGGUGCCUUUUGUGAUUUGGUGUGGUCUGACCCUGAUGAUGUGGAGACAUGGGCUGCUAGUCCAAGAGGAGCGGGAUGGUUAUUUGGAGCAAAAGUGACACACGAGUUCAUGUCUAUAAACAGCCUCAAAUUGAUAUGCAGGGCACAUCAGCUCGUUCAUGAAGGUUACAAGUACAUGUUUGAUGAUAAGUUGGUCACAGUCUGGUCAGCACCAAAUUACUGUUAUCGAUGUGGUAAUAUUGCUUCUAUCCUUGAAUUCACCACAAUUGAUAACAAAGAACCAAAACUCUUCCAAGCUGUUCCAGAUUCUGAACGAGUUAUACCACCUCGGACGACGACACCAUAUUUUUUGUGAUGGUUCAUGUGACACCUGAAAUUGUGUGAACACCAAAUCUGAGAGAAUACUCAGUCACUUUCCACUUCCAAAGACAGUAGUACUAUCUCUGAAAAUGUAUUUUUAUAUGGUGCAGAUAUUUCAAAAUUUGUUAUCAUAUACAUGUAAAGUGUGUAUGUGUGCAUGUUUGUUCGCUUGUGGCCAGGGAAAAGGGCAUGCAGAAUCCAAGCUAUGCCUGAAGGGCUGUCUGGCUGACCUGUGAGGAAAAGAAAUCUCCAACAUGUUUUAAUUGAAGAUUUUAAAUUCUUAUAUUAUUAAUUCAUGUUUCAAUAAUUUCAGUGGUAUUGUUUGAAGUUAAUUUGGAUGUUUAUCAGGAAAGAUCACUGGUGAAAGCAAAUUUUGGCAUUUUUAAGGUGUUUUUAGUCAUACAACCAGUUAAUAAUAGUCACGAAAUCCAAUUGGUACCCAAAAACAUAUAUAACAAAUACAUGCAGUGAGCUGCCCAUAAAAUUGUAAGAUUAAGAAAAAGUGUAGAAAAUGUAACUGUUUUGGAGUAAAGUGCAAAGGACUGACAAAGUGGAAAAGGAUUUGAAAAACAAUAACACAUGUGGAAAGUACAAAAACUUCAGACUCUGUUGGAAGUACAGCUGAUGGGAACAGUAACAUUUCUUCAGUAGCUGCAAACAACGAUUUGUAUACAGCUGAGACAUGAUGCAGGGAGUAUUUCUUCUGUAGUUUUCAUGGUAGAAUUGAUCUAAUGGAGUGCUAUCUGAGGUCUUAUGAGAUGAAAAUAGUAAAUUUAUUUAGUGAAUGAGCUUAAAAAUGGGUAAUGAAAGUUUCUAAAUUCAGAUAUGGUUUUAAAACAGGUAUUUAACUGUAAGGCUAACUGAGUUGUCUGUAUAAUUGUACUGUUGAGAAAAAGUAGAAAAUGUAACUUUUUUGGAGCUGUUUAAUUCAGUAUAAUUCUGUUUGCAUCAUUGUUCACACAGAAAAUUAAGUAAUGGAUCAGUGCCUCCAUUCAUGUUAGUGAGCUGUGGAUGGUUUCAUUGGACAGUAUUGUUGAGAAGUGAUAAAGCAAAUAUGAGUGCCCAGAUAAAAUUUAUGAAUAAAAAUCCAUAUGUAAUGCCCAAGUAAAAUUUGGAUACCUCAAGUAUUAAAGAAUAUAUUCCAAGCUGGACUGAAUAUUUCGCAUAUAAGGUCCCAUGUCAGUUUCUGUGAUGAUGUGAUUGCAGCUUAUGAUUGAAUGACAUAUCACAGUGGUCAAGACACUGAACUGGUAUUAGAGAGGGUGGCAUUUCAGAUCCCUGUGUGGGCAUCCACAUUUAGGUUUCCAGUUAUUUCCAUUAGUUGUUUAAGUGAAUGCCAGAAUGGUUUGUUUGAAAGAACCCACUCGAUUUCCUUUUUGAGUCGGAGCUUUUGCUCUGUCUGUAAUGACAUUGUCAUUGGUGGACGAUUAAAGUCUGUUUUUCUUCCAGCUUAUUCAAAAUAAUGUGGCUGAGUACACAUUUGUUGAGACUCUUGUGCAAUCUCCUAAAGAAUUUUAAAUGUUUUAAUUCUAGUGGACAUACUAUACAUAGAAACACGUUUGGAUUUUUCUUUGAGUUUGACUAACCUCUUCAUUGGUUUCCAUUCAUUGAGGAAUGUGGAGAGUCAAGCUCCUUAGGUUACAUAAAAAUUCAACCACCAAAUACAGGUAGAAAUAGAUGGCCACAGUAAGUAUAACAAAAGGAGGGGGGGAAAGAACAAUAGUUAUUAGUCUGGUCAGUGAUUAGUGCCUAUUUCCUUUUUAUGGGUGUAAAAGUUGUUUAGAAGUGGCUUCCAGUCCAAAUGUUCUGGAGAUAAAAUUUGCCAUGGUGUGGAAAGAUGUAUUGUUGGACAAUAACUUGAUGACUGUAUCAUCUUGUGAUUGAUUCUGUAUUUAAUUGUUGGUCUGUUGUCCAAUGUCACAGCAUGUAGGAAUUAUACUCUGUAUUGCUGUCAAUGCAGAUUCCUUCAUAAGAUGUGCAAUCUCGUGGGUAACAGGAUUGAAACCAAUCAACGUAUUCAGUAUUCUUGCCUGUAAACUCCAAGUCUCAGGUAGUCUUCAGUUUGUCAAAAACCUAGGAUUGUUCACUCACCAUGUAGUGCAGUUCCGUAGUAUGCCUGCAUAAUAAAGUCAACAGUGAAGUUUUGAAGCUCAGACAACUUGAGUAAUCAUUCUAAGUCUACAACAUAAUGCACGUUCUUUCUUCAUUUUAGCUAUUUUAUUUGUACAUCAUUACAAGCAGCUAUUACAGAAAAGUUCAUAAGAUGUUUUGUUUUCUCCAGUGAUUGACUGAUUGCCAUAUUUAUGUCUUUCAUUUUGCUACAUCCUUGGAGUCUGCAUAUUUAGAAACAUCCACCACAUUUAGUGUCUGUCAGUAGUUGUGGCAACGUCAGUUGUUACCAUUAAACACACAUGAAUUUAGUCUAAGAGAUAGUACAAGGAAAGUUUGUAAAAAAGACAAGGUUAAAUUUUUAGAUAUGAACAAACACCUCGAAAGUUGAAGCAUAGCAAAUCGAGAUGAGCAAUAAGGAGAUUGUCAGGUACUUUAAAGACCUGCUGCUAAUUUGAAAACAGAAAUGAAAAUAACUAUUAUGAUCUGUAGUGUGUAGGCAGAAAUAAUGUUGUUCUGAAUGACAGUAUUAGUAAUCAGUUCAGAUCAAUUUUUGUGAGCUGUGAUAGGGGAAGAAAUUUGUUGUUGCCUUGAUGAAGACAAUGUCAUAUCAUUUACUACUUUUGACAGUUCAGAAUGAAUACUAAACAUCGAUAGUAAUGUCAUAUUGCUUCCUUACUAUGAACUACUAUGUUUGUAGAAUAACUAGCAAACAGGUAAAUACUUUGAUUUUGGGGGAAAAAAGUUGCAGAUCUAUUUGUGUGCUGCUCAAUUGAGAGAAUAGUCAAGUAUGAAUCUGGCAGGUAGUAGCUGUCAGAUAUGUGACAGACAUUAAUUUGUAUAUGAUAUUUAAAGUUUGUUGAAGAUUUCUUAUGUUGAAAAAUUUCAUGUUUUAUAUUAAAAUAAAAGUGUUUGUCAAUUUUUGUUCUUAAA
This is a messenger RNA of Schistocerca nitens (vagrant locust), 4437 nucleotides long. It is a transcript of the gene PpV, whose product is annotated as serine/threonine-protein phosphatase 6 catalytic subunit. The transcript has 7 exons. Gene Ontology annotation, biological process: peptidyl-serine dephosphorylation; G1/S transition of mitotic cell cycle. Gene Ontology annotation, molecular function: protein serine/threonine phosphatase activity. Gene Ontology annotation, cellular component: cytoplasm. The record is from RefSeq and is a predicted model, not a curated record. Bases 479 to 1390 code for a protein of 303 amino acids. Lineage: Eukaryota; Metazoa; Arthropoda; Insecta; Orthoptera; Acrididae.